AUGACACUGUGGAUAACCGUGUAUAACCCCCCCGUCAGUGAUGUCACCGUUGACGACACCGUGUAUAACUCUCCCCCCGUCAGUGACGACACCGUGUAUAACCCUCCCCCCGUCAGUGACGACACCGUGUAUAACUCUCCGCCCGUCAGUGACGACACCAUGUAUAACCCUCCCCUGAUGACACCGUGUAUAACCCUCCCCGUCAGUGAUGACACCGUGUAUAACCCUCCCCCUGUCAGUGAUGACACUGUGUAUAACCCUCCCCCCGUCAGUGACGACACUGUGUAUAACCCUCCCCCUGUCAGUGACGACACCGUGUAUAACCCUCCCCCCGUCAGUGACGACACCGUGUAUAACCCUCCCCCUGUCAGUGAUGACACCGUGUAUAACCCUCCCCCCAUCAGUGAUGACACCGUUGAUGACACCAUGUAUAACCCUCCCCCUGUCAGUGAUGACACCAUGUAUAACCCUCCCCCUGACAACACCAUGAAUAACCCUCCCCCCGUCAGUGAUGACACGGUGUAUAACCCUCCCCCUGUCAGUGAUGACACCAUGUAUAACCCUCCCCCUGUCAGUGAUGACACCAUGUAUAACCCUCCCCCUGUCAGUGAUGACACCGUGUAUAACCCUCCCCCCCAUCAUGACAACACCAUGAAUAACCCUCCCCCCAUCAGUGAUGACACGGUGUAUAACCCUCCCCCUGUCAGUGAUGACACCAUGUAUAACCCUCCCCCUGUCAGUGAUGACACCAUGUAUAACCCUCCCCCCGUCAGUGAUGACACCAUGUAUAACCCUCCCCCCGUCAGUGAUGACACCAUGUAUAACCCUCCCCCCGUCAGUGACGACACCAUGUAUAACCCUCCCCCCGUCAGUGACGACACCAUGUAUAACCCUCCCCCCGUCAGUGACGACACCAUGUAUAACCCUCCCCCCGUCAGUGACGACACCAUGUAUAACCCUCCCCCCGUCAGUGACGACACCAUGUAUAACCCUCCCCCCGUCAGUGACGACACCAUGUAUAACCCUCCCCCUGUCAGUGAUGACACCGUGUAA
Molecule: messenger RNA, 1053 nt
Organism: Ictalurus punctatus (channel catfish)
Lineage: Eukaryota; Metazoa; Chordata; Actinopteri; Siluriformes; Ictaluridae
Exons: 6
Coding region: 1-1053 (350 amino acids)
Source: RefSeq, a predicted model, not a curated record